GUUUUGGUUUGUUUUGCUACAUUGACAAUGGCUGCAGAAGGCGAUUUCCUGGCGAGAUACCGUGCUGUGUCAAAUAAACUGAAAAAACGUUUUCUGCGGAAGCCCAAUGUUGCGGAGGCAAGUGAGCAGUUUGGUCAGUUAGCCAAGGAGCUAAAGCAGCAGGACUGUUUGCAGUAUGCUGCCUUCUGUAACCUGGCCAUGGCUCGGUGUGAGCAGACUCUCUUUAACGCUCCUGGUGAGGCCUUGGCAUUAACCGAUGCUGCCCGCCUCUUUCUCUCAUCUGAGAAGGAGAACAGAGCCCUGCAGGCCCCUGGCUUCGAUGAGCACCUACAGGCUGCACUCAACUGCUACAGCUUUGCAAUCAAGGUGUACAUUGAGAUGAACCAGCCUGUGAUGGCAGCCAGCCUGUGUCUAGAACUUGGCAACGCACUCAAGGAGAUGAACAGACCAGGAGAGGCUAUUGUUCAUUAUCAGAGGGCUGUAGAGUUGCAGACGCAGACACCAAUUGAAGCGCUGCUGUCAAUGGGAGAAAUAGCCACGUGUAAAAUUCUCACCCGUGACUAUGACGGUGCUUUGUCAGUGUUCACAGAGAUGCAGCUGAUGUGUCAGGAGAGAGGACUGCAGCUACCAGGCACUAGCACCCCUGUUGGUGCGUUUCUGGACAUUGUGGCAACAUGUGAGAUCUCCCGAGUACUGCUGCUGAUGCUGCUUGAGCCUCCACCUCAGAAGUUGUUACCAGAACAUGCACAGACCCUGGAGAGAUAUGCAUGGGAGUCCUUUGACCCUCACAGCCAAGUGACUUUCCUGCCUGAGAAUGUUUUCCUCCUCCUGCAGUCUGUAGUGAUGGCGUGUCAGGAGAAAGACACAGAGUCCCUCAAGUCUCUUCAGACUGAGCUGUGGCCGCUUCUGACGGCUGAGCAGAAUCACCUUCUCCACCUGGUGGUUCAGGAGCGCAUCACGCCGUCUGGCCAAGGCAUUUAGUACAGUCCAGUUUUUACUCACUUCCUCUGGGAACGAUACUUUAUAUAAUGGAACAUUCCUGUUUCUGACUGGGUCUGUUGUAAGGCCUGAAGAAGUGUUUUCAAAACUCUGGUGUUGAAACUUGCACUCAGACAAAUGCACGCAACACAUACAAAACUUUGCCCUUAUUAAGCAAAGCCAUGCAGAUUUAGAAAUCAGUCAAUCUAUUAGCAUUGUCUAGUUUUGUGGGUUGUCCUUCAUCACCCUGAUGUGAAGAUUUCUAUCAGGAUGCUAACUUAAGACUAAAUUUAAAUUAUUUUCAACAAUGUUUCCUCUUACUCAAGUGAAGGCUACAAAACUGGAACGAUUCAUACAUAUUUACUAUGUAAUAGUGACUGUUUUGGGUCUUGUUGUAUUCACAGCAGUUUAACAGAUGAAACAUGAAUGCCUUGUGUUAUAAUUUGAUUUAUUAAUAAAUGAUAUGGCUUUUAUUCCAAUGUAAUUACAAACAAAACUUUCUAUUGUAUAGCUCUGUGAUAUGGUGAAAUGAAACACCAUUGUCCUCCAUCCCUGGUUAACUUUAUGUUCACUUGUACAAAUUGCAUGUACUUUUCUUAGGAUAGCAGCCAACUACAGACUUAAAUUCAAACAUGAUUAAAAAAAAAAACACUCCAUACAAAAUGUUACAAAAAUAUAAUGGUUACAAUGUACAUAGAAUAAAAAAGGAUACACUAUACUUCAGUUGUAAAAUAAUGAUACAUGAUUAAAACUACUUGUACUGUAAA
This is a messenger RNA of Seriola aureovittata, 1745 nucleotides long. It is a transcript of the gene f8a, whose product is annotated as coagulation factor VIII associated. Gene Ontology annotation, biological process: vesicle cytoskeletal trafficking. The record is from RefSeq and is a predicted model, not a curated record. Gene Ontology annotation, cellular component: early endosome. Gene Ontology annotation, molecular function: protein binding. The coding region runs from base 28 to 981 and encodes 317 amino acids. Lineage: Eukaryota; Metazoa; Chordata; Actinopteri; Carangiformes; Carangidae. The transcript is spliced from 12 exons.